Molecule: messenger RNA, 663 nt
Organism: Paraglomus brasilianum
Lineage: Eukaryota; Fungi; Glomeromycota; Glomeromycetes; Paraglomerales; Paraglomeraceae
Source: the annotation of a GenBank genome assembly
AUGAAUACAUCAUCCUCAACUCCUCCCGUCCUCUUCCACAAGGACGUAAUGACAAACCCCGCAGCGCUCCUGCCAGCGCUCCUACCCUUUCGGCUAACAUUGUCCAUAGAGGAAUUAACGAAUCCGAGUGCAGUGGCCCGGAAUGUGGCUCGGGGUCACACAAAGAUCCCGCGGCCACAGAAUCAUUUUAUGUUAUACAAGCGCGACUAUAUCGCGAGGUUGCGGGCCCAGGGAGUAAAUUUUAAAGUCACUCGCAUAACUGAAAUUACUCGGCAGAUCAGCCAAUCGUGGAGAAAAGAAUGCGGGGCGGUCAGGCAAUUUUUUUGUAUACUCGGAAACAUCGCCAAAGAAAUUCACAAAGAAAAGUACCCAAAGUACGUAUUUCGACCAAAGAGAAUGCGCAACAGCUCAAAGGAAAAGAGUACAGAAAAAGAAGAAACAACAGCAAGCGAGGAGAAUACGACUGCUUCGAACAGCAAUGACGUGACAGUAGAAGAAGGCAACGUUUAUCUUGUAAAUAAUACCCCAAGCAUUCCGUCCUCAAUAGGGCAUGAAAGCGUUCUUCCGUUUCAAGCAAUGCAGAGCCUUGAACCAAGUGACAAUUACUCAUUAAUAGAUCCGUACUCUGAUGUGUAUGAAACCCACAUAUAUUUUAAUGUAUAA